This is a messenger RNA of Seriola aureovittata, 3120 nucleotides long. RefSeq names its product tetraspanin 4b (gene tspan4b). The record is from RefSeq and is a predicted model, not a curated record. The transcript has 8 exons. Lineage: Eukaryota; Metazoa; Chordata; Actinopteri; Carangiformes; Carangidae. The coding region runs from base 439 to 1137 and encodes 232 amino acids. Gene Ontology annotation, cellular component: membrane.
AGAGAGACCCAGGGUUUCUGGAACAAAGAGAAAAAAGUUUAAGAGGCUGUGGGCUGGAGGAGGGACAAGUGACAGGAAAAAAUGGGAAGGGGAGGAACACAGAGAGGGACGGGCAACAACACACACAUCUGGAAAUAGUUGAACAGAGAGAGAGAGAGAGAGAGAGAGAGAGAGAGAGAGAGUGAGAGAGUUCUGUUAACAAAAGGGAACAAAACGAAAAGUAAAAUUACAUAGUCAGAAUAAGGUUUACAUUCUGGGAAUAAGACAAGUUACCUGACGAGUGAAGAGUAACACAGAGGAGGAGAAGAAAGAAAAACUGCUUGAAGGGACCAGUCCAAAGAGGAUCUGAGGAGGAAAACUAACCUAAGACCAAAUCCAGGAGUUACGAAGUGGAUCGAGACAAAGACCAGAUCUGAAAGACCUGAACUCUCCCUCAGGAUGUCAGUGUCUCGGAGUUGUCUGUGCUGUGUCAAAUAUUUGAUGUUUGUCUUCAACCUCAUCUUCUGGCUCGGAGGAUGCGGUCUCUUCGGCGUCGGAGUCUGGCUGUCCUUCACACAGGCAGAGUUCUCCUCUCUUCCCCUGUCCUUUCCCUCCCUCUCGGCUGCCAACCUGCUGCUGGUGGCUGGUGGCAUCACCAUGGUGACGGGCUUCCUGGGCUGCCUGGGAGCCCUGAAGGAGCAGCGCUGCCUGUUGGUCAUGUUCUUUGUGAUCCUCCUGCUCCUGGUCCUGACAGAAGUCACUCUGGUGUUGGUCAUACACAUCUUUCACGACAAGCUGGAUUCCAAAGCACAAGAUGAAUUAAAGGAAGGCAUGAAGAUUUAUGAGACAGAACCUGGACUGAAGAAAUCCUGGGACAAUGUCCAGAAAAUGUUCAAAUGCUGUGGAGUCACCAACAAGACAGACUGGUAUGAUGUGCUGAACGGAACACUGCCCUCGUCCUGCUGCUCUGUCGGGAAGGACCAGUGUGACGACGGAUGGAGUGAGCCGUGCUAUCAGAAGGCCAGACAGUGGCUGCUCGCUAACAUCCCUUCAGUCCUGGUGUUCGGAGUCUGUAUUGGUGUUGUGCAGAUCUUGGCCCUGGUGUUCUCCAUGCUGAUGUACUGUCAGAUUCUGUGUGCUGAGAAGCACCUGGACUGACUGCAGAGCAGCUGAUCACCGGCCUGUGGUGGGAAGCCUUUGCACUAACUCCUCAGGGAUCUCGGUCCGGUUCAAGGGCCCCCCCUCAGAUCCCCCGACAAACCAGCAGUAUCUGACUAAAACCAGCAGUGGACACCUGUGGUCCGGACAAAGCCAGCAGUGACAGACUCUGCACCUGAGGGGAAACAGUAUUUUCUACAGAUAUGAAAUAAUAGAGUGAAAUUUGUUACAAAUGAUGUUUAUAAUAUCAAACAACAAGCAGUGCAUUCUGUUAUUCAGCAGGACUGACUGUACUCACUAUUCAUAAUUCAGUUAUCUGGACUUCAUCAGCCACCCAGGACUCAGAGACCAGAACAGAGGACCCUUCACUUCCCCUGCUGGCUCACUUUGAGGAGGGAAAGCUUUAGACCAGCAGGCCUGUAAAAAGUUUUUAUGUAGCACUGAGUUCACUUUGUUCAUGAUGUCAGUCUGAUAUGUUAUUCCUGUGAUAUAAGAGCACUUUGAACAUAUCUGUUUCAGAAACUGCAGCUCUUAUUUCAGUCUUUAUUUACACCUGAGUUUAUCAAUGUAUCUGUUUCAUUGGAGCAUAUAUAUCAUUUCUCAUACAGUAUCAGUACUGUAUUAUAGACCCUGUUUGAAUCAUAUAGUCGUGUUCCCACUGUGUUUGUGUUGCUCUUCAUUUUGUUCUCUGAUGUCUUCCAGGCAGAGAGAGUCUCCAAAUGAUCCAUAGAGAUUUGUGUGUCAGUCUGUCAGACUCCAUACACUAUAGUACAGGUGAACUCAUGUGUUAUUUGGGGGACUUAAUGAGCAUUAAUUAGCCUCACAGCUACAAACAGACCCAGGUGAGCUCCAUUAGCUCUCCACAGAGUCAACUCACUGAAAAGACCAAAACUGACUUUCUUCUACUUAACAAGGACUGUUGCCUGAUACAGCUGGUUUCUGUGCCACUGACAAAAACUGAUAAAUACAAAGAGCCACACUGCUGCACUGACUUCCUUCAGUUUAUUCUGAACCAACUCAAACUAUGUUCAUUGUGUUUGUUUUGCUGAUACGAUCAGUGUUACGGCCUCCCUGACAAAACGAAAGGCUCAACUGGAGACCGGAACAUUUAAAAGAUGCCAAGAGAGAUGCCAAGAACAAAAAAAUGUAUGUUAUUUCAAACAUAGCCAAAACAUACUCAAAAAUACUAAAGAAAUCAAAAAGCGUGGAGAUCCCUGCCAAACAGAACAAAAGAAAGGCAGGCCACUGAGCCAGCCACGCCACGGGCCGUCACACUCAGGUACUCCCCCCUCACCUGCCUAAUGCAGACUAAGCCAAAACAGAAACCGAUACCUGGACUACCACUGAUUUCCAACCCAGAAACUAAAACAACGAAACUCAACAUUCUGAACCGUGCUGGGAAGGAAGAACAAGACGGGGGAGAGGAGUCCACCCCCGAGCAGAAACCCUCUCCCCUCCUCUGUCCCUCCUUUGGAUGGGAUGCCGUGAGUAACAAUCGGCUGAUCAGCGGUCAGAUGUUGCUGCAGCUGCACUGACCCUUCUCUGUCUUUAAAAAAUCUCUGAGGGUUUCAUUUGCGUGAAUCUGAAUCAGUUUAAAUAGAUGCUCCAGAUUUAGAUCCAGCUGCGCUCGUUUGGUGUCUGUUCAUGAACACCACCACCAAAUGAAGAGGUGUAUGAAACAAAGGUCAUUUCUGAAGAUGCUUUGAUAUAAAAAGAAGGAGAAAAAACAAAUGAACGGAUCUUUAAAAAAAUCUUUUUUUAAUCACUUUUAUAGAAACAUACAAAAUAUUUUCAAGACAAAAAGUGAAAUCAAAAAUCCAAAUCUUUUCUUAUAUACUAUGUAACAUGUGUCUGACUCUUUGUGUAGCCUGUGUCUUUAAGAUAAGGUGAAUAAACCAUUACAAACUAACAGUGCAGAUGUCUCAUGUAAAAUACCCUCAUAAUAAAUAACUUGUAAAUACACAAUAAAAAUGCUUGUACACA